Messenger RNA from Drosophila novamexicana, 720 nucleotides. Its product is annotated as fork head domain transcription factor slp1-like. Gene Ontology annotation, biological process: regulation of transcription by RNA polymerase II; anatomical structure morphogenesis; cell differentiation. The record is from RefSeq and is a predicted model, not a curated record. NCBI's taxonomy places the organism in Eukaryota, Metazoa, Arthropoda, Insecta, Diptera, Drosophilidae. Gene Ontology annotation, molecular function: DNA-binding transcription factor activity, RNA polymerase II-specific; RNA polymerase II cis-regulatory region sequence-specific DNA binding. The transcript has a single exon. The annotation marks the transcript as partial.
AUGGAUACUGCGCCAGUUUUCCAGUCUAGCUUCUCCAUACGCUCUCUGCUCUCCAGCACGCACCUGGAGGAGGAGGAGGGCAAAGGAGGGGAGGCCCACAAAUAUUAUUUGAGCGCCAGUCCAAGCGAUUCCUGCAAUAGCUCCGAGGAUGCAUCCUCCGAGGACGGCAACACCACUUCCCCCACAGCCAGCAGCAGCAGCGGCAGCAGCGGCAGCAGCAGUGGGGGUAGCAUCAAGUCGGAUGUGAAGCCCGCCUUCACGUACAGCGCCCUAAUCGUAAUGGCCAUACGCAGGAGCCCGGAGAAGCGUUUGACGCUGAGCGGCAUCUGCAAGUGGAUAGCCGAUAAUUUUGCCUACUAUCAGAAUCACAAGAGCGUCUGGCAGAACUCCAUACGCCACAAUCUGAGUCUCAAUCCGUGCUUUGUGCGCGUGCCGCGCGCCUUGGACGAUCCGGGACGUGGUCACUACUGGGCAUUGGAUCCGUAUGCCGAAGAUCUGACCAUUGGCGAGACAACCGGCCGUUUGCGGCGCAGCAACAACGCGCUACUCAGUCGCUCUAAGGCAGCGGCUGCUCUGCAAGGUCACGGCAAGAGCCACGGCUAUGCGCAUCCUUAUCAGCAACUGGCCAGCAAUCCGAACGCCGCCGCCGCUGCUGCUGUUGCUGUAAUGUAUGCGCAGCUCUUCAAGCCGCACGCUGCCUACUUCCCCAUCAUGCCGAAU